AUGUCAUACGGAGGAGGACGUGGAGGACGUGGAGGAGGAAGGGGAGGAGGGUUUGGUGGACGCGGGGGAGGUCGUGGAGGAUUCCAAAGACAGGACUUCGGCCCUCCCGAUACCGUCCUCGAGAUGGGCACCUUCGUGCACGCCGUCGAAGACGAAAUGCUCUGCACAUCCCUAAUGCCCGACAAAGUCCCCUACUUCAACGCGCCCAUCUACCUCCAAAACAAAUCCGUCAUCGGAAAGGUGGACGAGAUCCUCGGCCCCAUCAACGAGGUCUACUUCUCCGUCAAGAUGGGCGAGGGCAUGGUCGCGAGCAGCUUCAAGAAGGGCGACAAGGUCUAUAUCGGCGGGGACAAGCUGUUGCCUAUCGAGAGGUUUUUGCCGAAGCCGAAGGUUGUGGGCGGUGUUAAAAAGCGCGGACGCGGCGGCGCAGGUGGUGCACGCGGCCGCGGCGCACCAGGCGGUCGCGGCGGCUUCGGUGGUGGCCGUGGAGGCAGCCGUGGCGGUUUCUCUCGCGGUGGAGGCCGCGGUGGAUUCGGCGGAGAUCGGGGUCGCGGUGGAGGCGGUCGCGGUGGGGGCUUCUCAAGAGGCGGCGGACGCGGCGGCGGAGACCGUGGUUACCGCGGACGGGGCAGGGGCGCAUAG
Messenger RNA from Peniophora sp. CBMAI 1063, 642 nucleotides. The record is from the annotation of a GenBank genome assembly. NCBI's taxonomy places the organism in Eukaryota, Fungi, Basidiomycota, Agaricomycetes, Russulales, Peniophoraceae.